Molecule: messenger RNA, 1281 nt
Organism: Oppia nitens
Lineage: Eukaryota; Metazoa; Arthropoda; Arachnida; Sarcoptiformes; Oppiidae
Product: chymotrypsin-like elastase family member 2A
Exons: 4
Coding region: 1-978 (325 amino acids)
Biological process (GO): proteolysis
Molecular function (GO): serine-type endopeptidase activity
Source: RefSeq, a predicted model, not a curated record
AUGAAAUUUUAUAUAUUAAUCGGUUUUAUUGUUGUGUUUGUAACCAAUGGUUUGCAUUCAAUUAGUAUCAAACACUACCCGUCGGUAACUGAGAACAACUGUGGUAUCAGUCGGCAGUCAUUGUUGAUGAACGGCGUAAACCACUGUUUCAAGUGGUCAUCAAAUAAUAAUGUGACCACAAGUGUCCAAAACGGACGGUUAGCUCAACCUGGAGAGUGGCCUUGGAUUGCAUUCAUUGAUAUAUACAAAACAUUUUGGGGUUUCAAAUAUGACAAUAAAAUGUGUACAGGAGUUAUACUAAAUAACAAUUGGAUUUUAACAGCAGCGCAUUGUAUAUUUAUCGAUAAUACAAUUAGUGUACGACUAGUUCGCGAUUAUAGUCAACAUACUAGUCAUGUAUACGGUGUGGAUAUGUAUGUAAUUCAUCCAAAUUAUACGGUAUUCAUGAAUACUAGACCCGGUUUAGAACAGGCAUACGAUAUUGCAUUAUUGAAACUGUCGUCAAAUAUAUCGAUGACUACAACAACAAUAACAGAGUUAACGGUUGGAAGAUAUCCGACAGUUAAUGCCAUUUGUUUGCCCGACAGAGACAUUGUUAACACCGAUAAAGAGUUGGCAUUGUUUGCCGGUUUCGGUAAUAUUGAUGAAAAUUAUGUCACAAAUUUGGGUCCAUUGCGUACGGGUUGGCUGCGUAUGAAUGAACCGACUAAUACAGCAUUGGAUCGUUGGACUUAUUUUAUUAGAAGCAAUAGAUAUCUUAUAAAUGAUGGCUUAGGUAUCUGUCCGGGUGACUCGGGUGGACCAUUGAUUCAGUAUGAGUUUGAUAGUCAACGGGCAAUAUUAAUAGGUUUGGGUAUAAGGUAUUGGCCGGCAAACAUAUCCACUGGCUGUCCGGCUAGAGUUGCCGACGCCGGCAAUAUAUUUGUACGAAUAUCUAAACACAUUGAUUGGAUUAUCAAUACUGUAGCAGCACACUAACAAAUAUAUAUACAUACCUACACACACAUAUACACACAUAUACACAUAUACACACACAUACACACACAUACACACACAUACAUACACAUACACAUACACAUACACAUACACAUACACAUACACAUACACACACAUACAUAUACAUAUACACACACAUACACACACACACAUAUAUACAUAUAUAUAUAUACACCUACACACACCUACACAUACAUACACAAAUACAAACAGACACACACAUACAUACAAAUACACAUAUAAAAAUUAUAAAUUUAUUAGUAAUAUGUUUAAUAAUGAUUGAUU